This is a messenger RNA of Hyalella azteca, 595 nucleotides long. Its product is annotated as cuticle protein 6. The transcript is spliced from 2 exons. Gene Ontology annotation, cellular component: chitin-based extracellular matrix. Bases 13 to 534 code for a protein of 173 amino acids. NCBI's taxonomy places the organism in Eukaryota, Metazoa, Arthropoda, Malacostraca, Amphipoda, Hyalellidae. The record is from RefSeq and is a predicted model, not a curated record. Gene Ontology annotation, molecular function: structural constituent of chitin-based larval cuticle.
CUUAUUAAGGUGAUGCACGGGAUGCUGGCGUCGCAGUCCCUGUGGAGCAGUCGUGCGGUUCACAUCAUGAAGUUGCUGUUCGUAUUGUCGGCUUGCGUUGUGGUGGCGUGCGUGGGAGGCGUGUACGUGCCCACUCCGGUAUACUCCACCUUCAGGUCACAGGACGAGCUCGGAGGCUACCACUUCGGCUACUCCGGCGGACCAACGUCGCGUGCGGAGCACCGCGACCACAACGGCGUCGUGCGGGGCGCUUACAAUUGGGUGGGCGGCGACGGUACCGUGCACAAAUACGAGUACAUCUCAGACGCUAACGGUUUUCGCCUGGUUUCUGGAACGGGUCUACCCGUUGCUCCUGUUCAUGUUUAUGAGCUGCCCGUCGCCCCCGUAGUGCCCACGGUACGUGCGGCACCCGUUUUCAACCUCGUCGCUCCUCAACCCGUUGAAGAAACAGAGGAAGUCAAGCAAGCGCGCGCAAAGUUUGAAUAUUUGUUCAAAAAAGCGGCGGACGCUGCGGCAGCUGCACCCGAUGUCUAGUUAACCAUAACCCAGAUGAUUUUAAUACAAAAAUUUCAAAUACAAAUUAUUGCUGAGUGAA